Mesoplodon densirostris (Blainville's beaked whale) is the source of this 9170-nucleotide messenger RNA. It is a transcript of the gene HELZ, whose product is annotated as helicase with zinc finger. Bases 174 to 5999 code for a protein of 1941 amino acids. Gene Ontology annotation, biological process: regulatory ncRNA-mediated post-transcriptional gene silencing. NCBI's taxonomy places the organism in Eukaryota, Metazoa, Chordata, Mammalia, Artiodactyla, Ziphiidae. Gene Ontology annotation, cellular component: P granule; cytosol. The transcript is spliced from 33 exons. Gene Ontology annotation, molecular function: helicase activity; ATP binding; hydrolase activity. The record is from RefSeq and is a predicted model, not a curated record.
CGUUGACAAGUGGAUCCAAGAUGGCGUAGAAAGUAAUGACAGGAAUUGGAUGAAGUCAUUGAUCACUAAAGAACUACAGUGCUGGUGAGAUGUGUAAGAAAUUAUAAAGAGCUCUGAUGGGCUCUUUGGGUGAUUCCCAGUGCAGUGAACUGCAGGAUUUUUGUCCCUGAGUCAUGGAAGACAGAAGAGCUGAGAAGUCAUGUGAACAAGCAUGUGAAUCACUUAAGAGACAAGACUAUGAAAUGACCCUCAAGCACUGCACAGAGGCCCUCCUUUCUCUUGGCCAGUACUCCAUGGCUGACUUCACAGGGCCGUGUCCACUGGAGAUAGAAAGCAUCAAAAUCGAGAGUCUUCUUUACAGAAUUGCCUCCUUUUUGCAGCUGAAAAACUAUGGGCAAGCUGAUGAAGAUUGUAGGCAUGUGCUGGGAGAAGGACUGGCCAAGGGAGAUGGUACCUUUCAAGCAGUGCUUUGCUGCAUGCAGCUUAAAGGAAAGCUCCAACCUGUAUCCAGCAUUCUUGCCAAGUCACUGACAGGAGAGUCCCUGAAUGGGAUGGUAACAAAAGAUUUGACAAGACUAAAAAUACUUCUCACAGAAACGGAGACAGCAACUGGUAAUGUCCUCUCUGGAUAUCAUGUGGAAGACUUAGAAGAGGGAUCUUGUAAUGGUUGGCAUUUCCGCCCACCACCUAGGGGAAUCACAAGCAGCGAGGAAUAUACUUUGUGUAAAAGAUUUUUAGAGCAAGGAAUCUGUAGGUAUGGUGCCCAGUGUACUUCAGCACAUUCCCAGGAAGAACUAGCAGAAUGGCAGAAAAGAUACGCUUCACGGUUGAUAAAAUUGAAACAGCAGAAUGAGAAUAAACAGCUCUCAGGCAGUUACAUGGAGACCUUGAUAGAAAAGUGGAUGAAUUCAUUAUCUCCUGAGAAAGUGCUUAGUGAAUGUGUAGAAGGAGUAAAGGUAGAGCAUAAUCCUGAUCUGUCCGUUACUGUCAACACCAAAAAGUCUCACCAGACAUGGACCUUUGCUCUCACUUGUAAGCCUGCAAGAAUGCUGUAUCGUGUAGCAUUGCUUUAUGAUGCUCAUCGUCCUCAUUUUAGUAUCGUUGCGAUAUCUGCCGGAGAUAGUACUACCCAGGUAUCACAAGAAGUCCCAGAAAACUGUCAAGAAUGGAUAGGAGGAAAGAUGGCCCAAAAUGGAUUAGAUCAUUACGUGUAUAAAGUCGGGAUAGCAUUUAACACAGAAAUAUUUGGAACUUUUCGCCAAACCAUAGUUUUCGACUUUGGAUUGGAACCAGUACUCAUGCAAAGAGUAAUGAUUGAUGCAGCUUCUACAGAAGAUCUUGAGUACCUGAUGCAUGCAAAACAACAGCUAGUAACCACGGCUAAGCGCUGGGAUUCUUCUUCUAAAACUAUUAUAGAUUUUGAACCUAAUGAAACUACUGAUUUGGAGAAGAGCCUUCUUAUCAGAUACCAAAUUCCUCUCUCUGCUGACCAGCUAUUUACCCAGUCCGUUUUAGACAAAUCAUUGACCAAGACCAACUAUCAGUCACGGUUGCAUGACCUUCUUUAUAUUGAGGAGAUAGCCCAGUAUAAGGAAGUCAGCAAGUUCAACCUUAAAGUGCAAUUGCAGAUUCUAGCAAGCUUCAUGCUCACUGGAGUUUCUGGAGGUGCAAAGUAUGCUCAGAAUGGACAACUUUUUGGCCGUUUUAAGCUUACUGAAACACUUUCUGAAGAUACUUUGGCUGGACGGCUGGUGAUGACCAAAGUCAAUGCUGUUUAUUUAUUACCAGUCCCUAAAGAGAAGUUAGUACAGACCCAGGGAACCAAAGAGAAGGUUUAUGAAGCUACUAUUGAAGAAAAAACAAAAGAAUAUAUAUUUUUAAGGAUAUCCAGGGAAUGCUGUGAAGAACUUAAUCUUCGGCCUGAUUAUGACACACAGGUUGAACUUCAGUUUCAAUUAAAUCGAUUACCCCUCUGUGAAAUGCAUUAUGCACUAGACAGGAUCAAGGACAAUGGGGUUUUGUUUCCAGACAUCACUAUGACUCCAACCAUACCUUGGAGUCCCAACAGACAAUGGGAUGAGCAGUUGGAUCCUCGGCUAAAUGCAAAACAGAAAGAGGCUGUUCUGGCCGUUACGACCCCACUUUCAAUACAGCUGCCUCCUGUUCUCAUCAUCGGCCCCUAUGGCACCGGCAAAACAUUCACCCUAGCUCAGGCCGUCAAGCACAUUCUCCAGCAGCAGGAGACCAGCAGGAUUCUCAUUUGCACCCAUUCUAAUAGUGCUGCUGAUCUCUACAUAAAGGAUUAUUUACAUCCAUAUGUAGAAGCAGGCAAUCCCCAGGCAAGACCUCUCAGGGUAUAUUUCAGAAAUCGCUGGGUAAAGACUGUCCACCCAGUUGUGCAUCAGUACUGUUUGAUCUCAAGCGCACAUUCCACCUUUCAGAUGCCACAGAAAGAAGAUAUUCUUAAACACCGAGUGGUUGUUGUUACAUUGAAUACUUCCCAGUACCUCUGUCAGUUGGACCUUGAACCUGGGUUUUUUACGCACGUUCUAUUAGAUGAGGCUGCCCAGGCCAUGGAGUGUGAAACCAUUAUGCCCCUAGCAUUAGCAACUAAGGACACCCGGGUUGUCCUGGCUGGUGACCACAUGCAGCUCAGCCCUUUUGUUUACAGUGAGUUUGCCAGGGAAAGAAACCUUCACGUUUCAUUGCUUGACCGGCUCUAUGAGCAUUACCCUGCCGAGUUUCCCUGCAGGAUCCUCCUGUGUGAGAACUACCGCUCCCACGAAGCUAUCAUCAAUUACACCUCUGAGCUCUUCUAUGAGGGCAAACUGAUGGCCAGUGGAAAGCAGCCAGCACACAAGGAUUUCUACCCACUAACCUUCUUUACAGCACGAGGGGAAGAUGUACAAGAGAAAAAUAGCACAGCUUUUUAUAAUAAUGCAGAGGUCUUUGAAGUGGUGGAACGUGUGGAAGAGUUAAGAAGGAAGUGGCCAGUAGCGUGGGGGAAGUUAGAUGAUGGCAGUAUUGGUGUGGUGACUCCGUAUGCCGACCAGGUGUUCAGGAUACGCGCUGAACUUCGAAAAAAGAGAUUAUCUGAUGUUAACGUCGAAAGGGUGCUAAAUGUUCAAGGAAAGCAAUUCAGAGUUUUGUUUCUUAGCACAGUACGUACAAGACAUACUUGUAAACAUAAACAGACACCAAUUAAAAAGAAAGAGCAACUGCUGGAAGAUUCCACAGAGGACUUAGAUUAUGGUUUUUUAUCUAACUAUAAGCUUCUCAAUACUGCCAUCACAAGAGCACAAUCCCUGGUUGCUGUGGUGGGUGAUCCCAUUGCUCUGUGCUCUAUUGGAAGAUGCAGGAAAUUUUGGGAGCGGUUUAUUGCCCUGUGUCAUGAAAAUAAUAGCCUACAUGGAAUCACUUUUGAACAGAUCAAAGCUCAGCUAGAGGCUUUAGAACUAAAGAAGACAUAUGUGUUGAAUCCACUGGCACCUGAAUUUAUCCCCCGGGCUCUAAGAGUGCAGCACACGGGAAAUACCAACAGAUUGCAGCAAUCACCCCCCAAGGGGAAAAGCCUCCAUCAUAUCCAGAAUGAUCAUUUCCAGAAUGAUGGAAUUGUUCAGCCCAAUCCUUCUGUGCUUAUUGGCAACCCUAUCAGAGCAUAUACUCCUCCACCUCCUCUUGGACCUCACCCAAAUUUGGGGAAAUCUCCAAGCCCUGUUCAAAGAAUAGAUCCUCACACUGGGACAAGUAUUCUUUAUGUACCUGCCGUCUAUGGAGGGAAUGUAGUUAUGUCCGUGCCUUUACCUGUACCAUGGACAGGAUACCAGGGUAGGUUUGCAGUUGAUCCUCGAAUCAUUACACACCAGGCAGCAAUGGCCUACAAUAUGAACCUCUUACAGACACAUGGGCGGGGGUCUCCUAUACCUUAUGGCCUUGGGCAUCACCCACCUGUCAGCAUAGGGCAGACGCAAAACCAGCCUCAGGAGAAGGAUCAGCAUGAGCAGAGUCGAAACGGUAAAAGUGAUACAAAUAAUCCUGGACCUGAAAUUAAUAAGAUUCGGACACCAGAGAAAAAGCCUACAGAAUCAAAACAGAUGGAUUUGGAAUCAAAUCCACAGAACAGAAGUCCUGAAUCACGUCCUGGUGUUGUUUAUCCCAAAUUUCAUCGCAAAGACAAUCUCAACCCAAGACACAUAAAUCUCCCUGUUCCUGCUCCCCACGCCCAGUAUGCAGUCCCCAGUCGCCAUUUUCAUCCACUUCCCCAGCUGCCAAGACCGCCAUUUCCAAUUCCACAGCAGCACGCCUUGUCAAAUCAGCAGCAGAAUAAUUUGCCUGAACAACCAAAUCAGAUGCCGCCCCACCCGAAUCAGGGAGUCCCGCCCCAGAAUCCGCUGGGCCAGCCGCCGCCUCAGCUUUCUGCUGUCUGUCAGGCAGGCCCCAACAGUGCUUUUUUUAAUACUGCGGUUUCUCAUCGACCACAGUCCCCUCCUGCAGAGGCUGUGAUUCCUGAGCAGCAGCCCCCUCCCAUGCUGCAGGGGGGCCACAGUCCUCUGCGAGCCAUUGCACAGCCCGGCCCCAUUCUUCCUUCACAUCUGAAUAACUUCACUGAUGAGAACCCCCCAGGAUUGCCUGUAGGAGAGGCUUUAGAUCGUGUGCAUGGGAGUGUGGCUCUGGAAGCAUUACGGCAGCAGCAGGUGCGGUUACAGCAGUGGAGUGAGCAUCACGCCUAUCUCAGCCAGGGCAGUGUUCCUUACCCACACCAUCACCAUCCUCAUCCUCACCCUCACCUCCAGCAUCUUCCCCAGCCGCCCAUUGGAUUACAUCAGCCACCAGUGAGAGCAGACUGGAAGCUCCCCAGCAGUGCCGAAGAUGAAGCAGAAACAGCUGACUCAAGGUUUCAAGACUUAAUCAGAGAACUGUCUAAUCGUGAUCAAAGUGAAACACGGGAACUAGCUGAGAUGCCGCCACCUCAAUCAAGACUUUUGCAAUAUAGACAAAUUCAGACCAGGAGCCCACCAGCAGUCCCCACGCCCCCGUCCAGUGCAGACCACAGUACCCACUUUUCCAACUUCGGUGACAGCAGCAGAGACCUCGAAGUAGCCAGCAACCCAGCAUUUCCACAGCGCCUGCCGCCACAGCUGUUCAGCUCGCCUUUCUCGUUGCCGUCUGAACACCUCGCCCCUCCUCCCUUGAAAUGCCUGGCACCUGAUGGAGCAUGGACUUUUGCCAACUUACAGCAGAAUCGCCUGAUGGGGCCGGGUUUUCCCUAUGGCCUACCUCCACUGCCGCCCAGGCCACCGCAGACCCCUUUUGUGCACAUGCAGAGCCAUCAGCCUGCUGUCAGCCAAGAGCCCUUCCACCCGCUGUCGGCUCGCACAGUGUCGUCCUCUUCGCUCCCCAGCUUAGAAGAGUAUGAACCCAGAGGACCUGGUCGGCCCUUGUACCAAAGAAGAAUCUCAUCUAGCUCAGUCCAGCCUUGUUCUGAAGAAGUAAGCACUCCUCAAGACAGUCUUGCUCAGUGUAAAGAGCUUCAGGACCAUAAUAACCAAUCUUCUUUCAACUUUUCCUCCCCGGAGUCCUGGGUAAACACCACCUCAUCUACCCCCUAUCAGAACAUUCCGUGCAAUGGAUCCAGCAGGACAGCUCAGCCCAGAGAGUUGAUAGCUCCGCCCAAGACCGUCAAACCCCCUGAGGAUCAUCUGAAGCCUGAAAACCUCGAGGGGUCCAGUUCCUUCAAUUACAGUGUCCUGCAGCAUCUCGGCCAGUUCCCCCCACUCAUGCCCAACAAGCAGAUCGCGGAGUCGGCCAACAGCAGCAGCCAGCAGAGCUGUGGAGGCAGCAAGCCCGCCAUGUCAUAUGCCAGCGCUCUGCGGGCUCCGCCCAAGCCCAGGCCCCCGCCGGAGCAGGCCAAGAAGAGCAGCGACCCUCUGUCUCUGUUCCAGGAACUCAGCCUGGGGAGCUCAUCGGGCAGCAAUGGCUUUUACUCCUAUUUUAAAUAAUCACUUUUUUUUCCUCCAGGGAGAGUGUUUUCAUUUCUGUUUGUAUCAGUAGAAUUAAGAUAGCUGGACUUCACCUAUAGAUGCACAGUUCCCUUUGUUUUAAUAUUAAGUAUGUUCUCAGUUGCUUUGCUGCUAGACUUGCAACUAAUUUUUUUUACAGUAUAUUCCAUUAUUUUGCAUUUUUGACAUGAGUCGGAAUUUUGACAGCUUUUAUGUGGAAUAAAAAAUAUUUUUAAAUUUGUGUAUUGUUACAUAUGUUUGCAUCAAGCUAGCAGCUAAGAGGUUAAUUGUGCAACUAUUAAAAAAGGAGAAAAAAAGUUUGUCUAAAAUGUAUUUAAAAAGAAAAAAAAAUUGUAAGUAGCAUUUACAUUUAUUCAGUAAUAUUACCAUACGCUGGGUUUCUGUACCAGAAAUGGCCAGUUGAUGUACAAAUGUAUGUUAUUUUUGCUUAAAUUCAUUGAAAAUUUUUUAAAAUAAAAGGGGGCAGCAUCUUCUAAAUACUUUAAGUUUUAUCAGCUUUUUUUGGUGACAAGAUGCUGCAUUCUAAAACUUUUAUAGUUUUAGACUAUGUAUGAUGUGCUGUUGUAAUCUCCAUCCACUGUAGGAUAGAGUUAAAGGCAUUCUUUGCAGGUGUAUUUCAUAUGCCACUGUUUUUUGUAACAUGAAAAAAACAGUGGCAUACUUAAUUAUUUUUUGGACAAGCUACACUUUAAGCUUGUUUUUAAUGUUAAUUUGAUAGUGUGUGUUUUUUUUUUAAACAAAUCAUGAAGCUGAAAAAUUUUUAGGAUUGUUGGUGCUUAGUAGACUUGAUAACUAUUUUAAAAAUGCGUGAAUUUAGUAAAAUCUUCUUUUCCUCACUAUGCAUGUGUAAACGUUCGUAAUCUGGCUUCCCCCCUCUCCAGUGGUAUAAAGAGUUGUGCCGCUUUAAGGUUUUUUUCCCCUCCAGUAAAAAUUUUGGUACCUUUAUUUGAUGUUUACAUUAAAAUGUGACAUUAUACAUGGCAAUUCAAAUAUUUUGCUAACUGUUUUGUUUGAGGAACAUCAUUAAAGAAGAAAGAUAAUGUUUGUCAAAGAUGUAUCAAAAUUCAUCAAAAUCUGGGGCAAGAAGCUACCCUUGUUUUCAUGUCUUUUGAUUCUUCUAAAAGAACCCCACUGAACUUGUACAAAAAUAUAAAAUUUAAACAGCUAUCUUAAAUAUCCUACAGUCUAAACAUUGUUUUGAACGAACUUUGGUAAAAUCCAAAGAAAAAUGUUUACCCUCUUAAAACUUGUGGUCUUGUAACACUUUUGAAGCGAUGCAUGUCCAUAUUGUUUUCCUGAUCUAGUAGUACUACUUUUAUACUUCAGAGAUAUCUUGAAACUACAAUGUAACCUUUAAAAAAACCAUAAAAUAAUAAGGUAAGGUUGGGAAACACUGCAAAUCCUGAACGGAUCCUGAUGAUCCGUUCAAAAAUCGUUUUCUUUCGGAAGACUGCCUUUGAAUAGGCCAUCCUCUAUUCACGGUCCAUUUUUAACGCAGAGUUGAAAAGUGGAGGGCAAAGAAAAGCGUCUACGCCGGGAGUUCAGUUGGUGUUGGCCAGCAAUAGUCCCCUGUAAGCCUCAGACAGUUUGGGAGAAGAGAGUGCCUUUAGUUAAAGGCUGUCAAGCUGCAGGACAAAUGAAGAGAACCUCUUUUUUAUUCAGUUCUGUCUUUCUGCCCAGAGUGCAGUUCACUUCUCUGUGGCUUCACGUUACAGGCUGCAGGUCUCUGUGUAAGGCGGCAGAUGUAGACAUGUAGACUGCAGACGUGUUAAUGGUUAGUAUAAAUCACAGUUGGAAAACGGAGCCAGCAAGUUACAACACCUCGUUUUCUCUGUAAGAUGUCAGAUCACCACAUUUAGUGAUGUCAGAUUUUACUCAACAUAGUCACAAGAAAAGAAGAAAAAGUUUUGUCAUAUAGCUGUGUAUUUCUAACUCUGUGACAAAACUCAAGAUACAGCCCAAAUGAAAAUGAGAUCCCCCUGAUGUGAGGAUGUCGAUGAAAAAUAAUGUUCUUGUCAGUGAUGAUUCUCCUCCCCCCAAAAUAUACAGGACUGCGACACAAGCCAGGUAAAUGGUCGAAAGCAUGCUGAUCUUACAAAGACAGAACUAUCCCAUCAGGGCUGUCAGUUAGCCCCUUGUCAUAAAGUAAUUGCCUAAUCAUCUAUUUUCCAUACUUGAACCUUUAAAAAAUACCAGUUUUAAAAUUAUUUCUAUUUAAAUGUGCCCACCCUACCACCCUUAUAUAUUGAUGGAAGCUUUGCAUAAGGAAGCUGUUACAUUGUUGUGACUUUGCUGUUCUAAGCGGUUAUUUCUAAAAAACUAAAAGUAAUAGCUACUUCUUAGUCCACUGCUCUGCUGAGAAUGUCUGAGUGUUCCUCACUUCCUUAUUGUUUCUACAGCCAGUCAAGGAUUCGAAUGUUUCCAUCUCAGCUUUACUUAAUGCCGUCUUUCCAACUGUGCUUUAAAUGUCAUGUAUACAUAAUAAUAUCUUGUAACGGUUUUGAGAAAGUCUUACUGCAAGAAUCAUUGCAAGUUUCCAUUGAAAUGAGGCGUGGCUUCUGAGUACCGUUCAUCCUGUUGGAUAUUACUUGAGUAGUGUUAGCAAGUGCCCACGAAUCAGACUUAAAAAACAACUUACAGUCGGCCCUCCGUAUCUGCGGGUUCCAUGCCCACCGAUUCAGCAAAUCAUGGAUCAAAGAUAUUAAAAACAAAAAAAAAUUCCAGAAAGUUCCAAAAAGGAGAGCUUGAAUUUGCCCUGCGCUGGCAACCAUUUGCAUAACAUUUAUAUUGAAUUAGGUAUCAUAAGUAAUCUAGAGAUGAUUUAAAGUAUAUGGGAGGAUGUGUGAAAGUUAUAUGCAAAUGCUACACCAUUUUAUAUAAGGGACUUGAGCAUCCUCGGGUUUUGGUAGUCCUGGGGGUCCUGGAACAGACCCCCUGCAGACACUGAGGGGCGACUAUGUUUUAUAUACUAGGUCCAACCUUAGAGUUCAGGUGGAACUUUUUUUUUUUAAGCUUGAUGUAAGCUCUGGGAUAAUACCAAGUAUUACCAACUUCCUUUUCUUCCAAAACAGAUUUCUUCUAAGUGAGGUUAGUUGUUCACAUGUCUUUCUACUUCUUUGUUCUUUGUAUCACUCUGAAGUUUCCUUUUUC